Mus pahari (shrew mouse) is the source of this 4831-nucleotide messenger RNA. RefSeq names its product dpy-19 like C-mannosyltransferase 1 (gene Dpy19l1). The transcript is spliced from 22 exons. Gene Ontology annotation, cellular component: nuclear inner membrane. Gene Ontology annotation, molecular function: mannosyltransferase activity. The coding region runs from base 92 to 2332 and encodes 746 amino acids. Lineage: Eukaryota; Metazoa; Chordata; Mammalia; Rodentia; Muridae. The record is from RefSeq and is a predicted model, not a curated record.
CCGCCCUCGCCGGCCGGAGUGAGCGACCGCCAGUCCGCGGAUCCCGGCCGCCGUCCGGGCGCGCGCAGCUAGCGGGCGCGACUAUGCCAAGAUGGUCCUGCAGGCGCGGAGCAAGCACCGGGACGCGGCUCCCAGGCCGCCCCGGUCGGCCCGCUCGUCGCCGCCGCCACUGAGCCGGGCAUCCGAGGUGGACGCCGGGGAGCUGGGGUCGGAGCGCACGCCGCCGUCGCCGGGGCGCAGGGGCGCGGCGGGCAGGAAGGGACCCCGCGCAGGGACCGCCGCGCCCGCCCCGGACGGCCUCGCGGGCCGCCUGGCGGCCGGGCUGCACUGGGCGCUGGGCCUGCGGCGCGGGCGCGGCCGGACCUGGAGCACGCUGCUGCUAGCGUCCUUUGCAGCUCUAUUGCACUGGAGCCACAUAACGCACCUCUUUGAGAAUGAUCGGCAUUUUUCUCACCUCUCAACACUGGAAAGGGAGAUGGCUUUCCGCACUGAAAUGGGUUUGUAUUAUUCUUACUUCAAGACUAUUGUGGAAGCACCCUCAUUUUUGAAUGGAGUAUGGAUGAUAAUGAAUGACAAGCUGACUGAAUACCCCCUGGUUAUUAACACAUUAAAAAGAUUCAAUCUUUACCCUGAGGUGAUCUUAGCCAGCUGGUACCGGAUUUAUACCAAAAUAAUGGAUUUGAUUGGUAUUCAAACCAAGAUCUGCUGGACAGUGACCCGCGGAGAAGGACUCAGUCCGAUUGAGAGCUGUGAGGGAUUGGGCGAUCCUGCUUGCUUUUAUGUUGCUGUAAUUUUUAUGUUAAAUGGACUAAUGAUGGCAUUAUUCUUCAUAUAUGGCACAUAUUUAAGUGGCAGCCGAUUGGGAGGCGUGGUCACAGUGCUGUGCUUCUUUUUCAAUCACGGAGAGUGUACCCGCGUGAUGUGGACGCCACCUCUCCGAGAAAGCUUCUCAUACCCAUUCCUUGUGCUUCAGAUGUUGCUUGUGACUCAUAUUCUCAGGGCUGCGGAACUCUGCAGGGGGAGUCUGAUUGCACUCUGCAUCUCCAGCCUGCUCUUCAUGCUGCCCUGGCAGUUUGCCCAGUUCGUGCUUCUUACCCAGAUUGCAUCAUUAUUUGCUGUGUAUGUCGUGGGAUACAUUGAUACAUAUAAAUUACAGAAGAUCAUUUAUAUGCACAUGAUUUCGCUUGUGCUUUGUUUUGUGUUGAUGUUUGGGAACUCGAUGCUACUAACAUCUUACUAUGCAUCGUCUUUGGUAAUUACUUGGGGCAUGCUGGCAAUGAAGCCCCAGUUCCUAAGAAUGAAUGUAUCUGAACUCAGCUUAUGGGUUAUCCAAGGGUGUUGUUGGCUAUUUGGAACUGUUGUACUCAAGGGUGUGACUUCCAGGAUCUUUGGAAUUGCAGAUGAUGCUCAUAUUGGCAACUUAUUAACAUCAAAAUUCUUCAGUUACAAGGAUUUUGAUACUUUACUAUAUACUUGUGCAGCAGAGUUUGACUUCAUGGAGAAGGAGACUCCACUGAGAUACACGAAGACCCUGCUGCUUCCGGUUGUUCUGGUCAUUGUCGCUGCCAUUGGUAGAAAGAUUUUUAAUGAUAUGCGGGGUGUUGUAGCUAAACAACAGACACAUACUAGAAAACAACAGUUUGAUCAUGGAGAGUUGGUUUACCAUGCUCUGCAGCUGUUAGCAUACACAGCCCUUGGUGUUCUGAUCAUGAGACUGAAGCUCUUCCUGACACCACACAUGUGUGUUAUGGCAUCCUUGAUCUGUUCCAGACAGCUGUUUGGAUGGCUCUUUGGCAAAGUGCAUCCUGGUGCUGUUGUCUUUGCUAUAUUAGCAGCAAUGUCUAUUCAAGGUUCGGCAAACCUACAAACCCAGUGGAACAUUGUAGGGGAGUUCAGCAAUUUACCACAAGAAGAACUCAUAGAAUGGAUCAGAUACAGCACAAAACCAGAUGCAGUGUUUGCAGGCGCCAUGCCCACCAUGGCAAGUGUGAAGCUCUCUGCUCUGCGACCCGUGGUGAACCACCCACAUUAUGAAGAUGCAGGUCUAAGAGCCAGAACAAAAAUAGUAUAUUCAAUGUAUAGCCGGAAAGCACCUGAGGACGUGAAGAAGGAAUUGAUAAAAUUAAAAGUGAAUUACUACAUUUUGGAAGAGUCAUGGUGCAUAAGAAGAUCCAAGCCUGGCUGCAGCAUGCCUGAAAUCUGGGAUGUCGAGGAUCCAGACAAUGCUGGGAAAACACCCUUGUGCAACAUCUUGGUGAAGGAUUCCAAGCCUCACUUUACCACAGUGUUCCAGAACAGUGUUUACAAAGUUCUAGAAGUUAUCAGACAGUGACCGCACGUGCAUCUGCCAGAGACCACAUCAGUAAUGGCUUUACUGCUUUGCCACUAACUCAGCGCAAACCUUUAGAAUGUCUUUGAAAGUAACUGUUUUCAAAUGGCAAACAUUUGAUUUGGUCAACUUGCCAGUCUGAUUGUAAAAACGACUUACACCAGAUCGAUUAGUUACUGUUUCACUGCACCUGUUAAAAUUUGCUAUGCAAAUGAGAAUAUGCUUGUACUUGGUUUAAAUAUUUGUGUUAUGGUGAACAAAGCCAUCUGUGUAGAAAUACAUCUUGGGUCAUGACAGAUGAUAUGAAACUACAGUCACUUCUGGACUGAUAAGGGCCUGUUAGCACCCUUGCUUCCUAUUUACCUCCUGGUCUUAUCUUUGCACACUUGUCUCAGCUCGAAGUCCAGGCGUGGUUGGCGUGUGGGUCGCCAGUAAACCUCACUUCCCUUCCGGGUGCUCUCCUUGUUGUGUGUUGCUCUUGUGAAUCAAGUGUUUCCUGCCUGCUGUUACCCAGACUCGUGGGUAUGGUGGCAAGGAGCGGUUCCUUUAGUUCCCAGCUAUGUGGUGUGUGUUUCCCCCCCACAGACUGGUUUCCUUUCCACAGAAAUACUGUCUUCUCUUUAGGUUGAUUAGCAAGUGCUUAUUCUUGCUUACAAAAUUAGUAAUUGUGUAUUUUUCUCAUUUUUAGUAUUAAUCAAAUAUUAUAUUUUAAUACCUUUAAUUCAUUUAAAAAAUUUUAUGAUUAAUCACGCCGUUAGGAAAAACUAUUUUGGACAACUUCAAAUAUGAUGCAUNUAUANCUUGAUAUAUAUGGAGAGAGAGAGAGAAAGAGAGAGAGAGAGAGAGAGAGAGAGAGAGAGAGAGAGAGAGAGAGAUAGUUCGUAGUAGACUGUAGUUUAUGCUAAUUUUACUUUCACUAUUAAGAUAAAAUAAAACCUAAGUAACUUCUGUCAAAAUGUAAAUGAAUAGAGUUUUUUAUUUUGCUUUCAAAAUUGCCUGUCUUUAAUAAGACGAAGCCUUAAGCCUUAUAAUUUUGCCUCAAAAAAAAAAAAAAAAAUUCAGUGUGUGGAGUGAGUGUGCUCUCAGUCUUACCCAUUAUUUCUUGUUUUUUUAUUUUUUGAAAAAUUCCUAAACUUGCUUUGAAUUUCUUAUACAAAUUUUGUUUCUUAGAAGUUAAUUUGUGUGAAAUGAGAUACUUCAAAACUAUAAUCUUCAUUGUUGUAAGAAGUGGUUUUGAGGUUUUAAAUUCUAAGUAAACUGACCAUGGCUGGCUGCACAUUUUUUAUACAGUCUUCUCUUUAUUAACCACAGGCAGAUUAACUCAGUGUGGAUUGUCCUUGAGACCUGAGCCCUCAGGGAUGGCUUCCGGGCCCCACUUCAGUCCUGGCAGCCACGGAAGGAAGAGCUCUUCUUUCUGCCUUCUUUCCAGAGCCCAAGGACAAGCUUGUCUGGGGGGACAUUGGUCACCUGCACUUGCAACUGAGGAGUGUGGCCUCAGUAAAGAGCCAGCAUCACCAGCCAGGCUCUCCCUCCCUGAAGCUGCCCGGGGACUGCCAUGCCCACUGUUGCAGGGUGUGGCCAAGCUUCCUCAUCUGACGCUCAGUUUUAUUUCACAAGCUUUUACCAACUCAGAAAAUAGGGGAGCAACUGGAGGUCAUGGUUUAGGGGUGUUUGAGUGAUAGUGUGGCAAUGCAGAGCAAUGUAAAGAAAGGGACAGGCAUGGGCGUGAGGGACGCAUGCCCUGUCUGCUCCACAGCCCUUCUGCAGCCCAAUAUGGCUGCUGUGUGGAUACAGCAGUUAGGAUUUUUUUUUUAUCACCUUUUAAAAGUUAUUUUCUGUCCUUACCAUCUAACAAUUCCCUUCAUAAUAAGUUCACAUGUAAUGAUUGGAAAUUCUGUACAGAGAAACAAAACAUUAAAAUACUAUUAGAGCCAGUUCACAUGCUGGGAAACAUUAAAAGUAGUCUAAAUUAGUUUUUUUGCAGAAACCUUUUGUAACAGUAUGUCAUAAUGUAACUCCACCAGCAAGUUCUGCUUGUAUUUAGGCAAGUCAGCUUGGAACUGUGGCCUUGGGGCCCACUGCGUUCUGAGUCCAGCACAUCUAGUAGCAGCCAGCGCUCUGCGGCAGAAACACUUUUAUGGCAACAUGGAGCAGUAAUAGAUUUUAUGUAGCUGACAAUGCAGUAUUAAAGCUCAGUAUUUUGCAUAUUUUUAGUGUUUACAAAUAUUUUUGCUUUAGUGUGAGGAAAGGAAGGAAAGACAGAAGGCAGUUGGAUAGUUAUUAUUGUGACAUUAAAAACAAAUAAGCUGGGUAAUAUGUCCAUUAAAAGCUGAACCUCUGAAAUGCCUGUCAGAGUGUGUGCUGUUCCAGUAGGCCAGCAGCACGGGGGAGAAGACAAAAGGAUGUGUCUGAGCUAAAGCGAUCCUGCACAGGAGUGUUGUAUUUUUAUGAAUUUUAUGCCCCUUGUUUACAUGUACUAUAUCUGUUAAAUAAAAAAAAAAA